Mytilus trossulus (common blue mussel) is the source of this 1958-nucleotide messenger RNA. RefSeq lists its product as uncharacterized. The record is from RefSeq and is a predicted model, not a curated record. NCBI's taxonomy places the organism in Eukaryota, Metazoa, Mollusca, Bivalvia, Mytilida, Mytilidae. Bases 85 to 1266 code for a protein of 393 amino acids. The transcript is spliced from 9 exons.
CGUUCAGUAGAGUUGUCGCUUUAGUAGUAAAGAGAACGCUUAUAUUGGAACCUCAAUUUUUUUUUAAAUCAACUAUUCGUAAAGAUGGAGAGUAUUUCAAUUUCAAGACUUGACUUAAUCUUGAAGCAGUUUAUUAGAAUUGACCAGUAUAAAUGGUACUCUAGGCUUUUAAAGGAAUAUGCAAUGGAAGCAUUUACAGUAAAUGGAAUACCAGCACCAAUAUAUGUAGCGAAGAGAAUGGCAUAUUCCCAGGAAAAUGACAAUUUCGGUAUGGUUGAAAUGAAGGACUUGUUGGUGCCACUGUGUAACACCGCCUAUCUUCUUCAAUGUCAGACACAAGACAAUGCUGUCAUGAAAGAAAAGAAACCAGACUUUGACGUUACAUUUGAUUCUAGUAUUUGUCAAGAUGUUAUAAAAAUGGAGAAAGAAGUGAGUCGUAAAAUAAGGAGUCAUAUCAUAUGUCUGGAGGGACUCAGGGAUUUACAGAAAGAUUGUUGGUACUGGGAAAAACGCCUGAAACACAGGAACAAUAGAUUGGACACUUUCUUGGAGAAAAACAUAGAUGAAGGACAAGCUGUUUCCAGAAACCUUAAAACCAAAUAUGAUAAUCUAGCAUUAAAACAGAGUGAGGCAGCAACACGUUACAGAGCUAUACUGGUUUGCUUCCAAGAAAAAAUGGAGGAUGAGAAGAAACUCAGGACAGUUAUUUUGCAGAAAGUGGCUGCCAUCCGAGAAAAGUUGUCAUCUUUCAUGAAAGAAAGCUUAAUCCAUGCCUACAGUGACAUGAUACAGGCUGUAUACAUGGCAAAGGAACAAGACGGAUUUAACUUGGUUGAUCAACAGCUAACAGCAGUAAACAUUGAUGGCAUCGUUGAGAAGAUCUAUGAAAUAACAUCAGCCACCUACAACACACCAGUACCUGAGGAUUUUAUCCAAGCCACUGGACCGGACGAAAAGUUGGCCGAGAUAUACUAUAAGGAGUGUAAUUAUAAAGUACUGGGAAUGGAGAAGGGAACAUAUUUUAGAAAAUUAAAGACUGAGAAAAGAUCUUUGUUUGAAAAAAAGGAGAGUUGUAAAGAAGGCUGUUUCUUCCCCAUAAAUGGUGGAAUUCGAUCAAAUCCAGUUACACGUGAUGAAAAAUGCAGAGGAGUUAUCAACAUCAAAGCAGGUUUGUUAAGUGUUUACUAUCAGGAUGGGAUGCUCCAACCGACUGAUUUUGAAUAUAUCCCGAACAAAAACGAAUUGUUAAAUCAAUUUUCAAAAUAAACAUUUUUUUUAAAACUGAGAAUGAAUUGUUCUGAUCACACAAAUUCCCUAUUAUACUAGUAUCUUGAUUCUUCAUACAAAAGAAUACACGAUUAAAAACCAAAAUCUUUUUUUAGUCAAAAUGCAGAACCAAGAGUUUGGAAACGUAUGUUUUCUUUCUUUUAGAUAAAUUGCCAAAUUAUAAAUCAUGUUAGAUUAAAAAGAUUUUGUAAAUAAAUGAGGAGAUGUGGCAUGAUUGCAAAUAUUACAACUCUUAUUACUUUAUGCUUGUCAGUAAAUGAAUAAAUUUUAGUUUAUAGUAUGUAUCUUAUGUUUUAUUUUAUUACAACAGGUUACCAAGUAAAAUUAAAGUUGUCUUUAAUGGAAGGAAAUGUUGGCUUUGGGUGGGUCAGACAAAAUGCGUUCUUUAGAAGGAAGACAUGGGGGUUUUAUUUCCUUACACCAGAAGAUGCAACAACAACAUCAACAAAAGGUGUGCCAUCAGCUUUUCCAACAAUUGAGGUAACCGAUUGUUCGGACGAUUAUAGAGGACAGGGAGAUAAUUCAUGUGUUGUAGCUCAUGAAAACAAGCACGAAAACACAGAAAAGAAAGAACAAGAAGAUGCAGUUAUAGUGCCAAUCAUCCAGAAAAUUAUUGCUGAAUGCAUGCACGAGAUUACAGUUGAAGAAAAAAUAUUGGAAGUUUGAAUUUG